Molecule: messenger RNA, 3402 nt
Organism: Brassica napus (rape)
Lineage: Eukaryota; Viridiplantae; Streptophyta; Magnoliopsida; Brassicales; Brassicaceae
Product: probable LRR receptor-like serine/threonine-protein kinase At1g29720
Exons: 25
Coding region: 173-3205 (1010 amino acids)
Biological process (GO): protein phosphorylation
Molecular function (GO): protein kinase activity; ATP binding; protein binding
Source: RefSeq, a predicted model, not a curated record
GUAGGCACCGAAGACCCAAGAAAAAACCCUACAAGAAAUGUUUAUUUUUGUUGUUAACAAACCUACAAGUAAUGUAGUAUUAUAUAACUACUGAAUCACUUGCUGAUGAUAACAUUGUGAUUCACCAAACAAAUACACAUACAGAGCAUCACUAUAUAUAAUUUAUAUCGAUAUGUCGAUACCUUUCUCGAGUUUUCUUAUAUUCUUUGCCAUCAUCACAAGCUUCCUCGCAACUCUAACGACAUCGGCCUCACGACCACUUCUUCAUCCAGAUGAGUUGAAGGCGCUUAAGGAGAUAGCCACUACACUUGGUAUCAAGGGAUUGGACCUCAAAUCAGAAGAUCCUUGCUCUAGGAGCAGUCUAAAGUUUGAUUUCGAUCAGACUGAUGGUGGGGACACCGCCAUUAAUUGUCAAUGUGACAACAUGAUAUGUCAUAUUACCGACUUAUCUCUCAAGACCAUGGAUCUUCCUGGGAAACUUCCUCCUCAGUUAGUCAAGCUUCGAUAUCUCCGGUCAAUAAACUUGUGCCGUAAUUACCUUUCGGGUUCAAUCCCGAUGGAGUGGGCUUCAAUGCCAUACCUCACAAACAUUUCCCUCUCCGCGAAUAAUUUGUCUGGGCCUUUACCUACUGGUUUACAAUACUUCAAGAGUCUGACAUUCCUAGGGGUUGAAGCCAACCAGUUCUCUGGUCCUAUUCCUGAUGAGCUUGGUAACUUGACCAACCUAAUAGGAUUGGAACUUGCGUCCAAUCAAUUUACAGGAAGACUUCCUAGCAGUCUAGCUAGACUGGUAAACCUUGAGAAAUUUAGGAUAAGUGACAAUAACUUCAGUGGAAUCAUCCCAGAAUAUAUUGGCAACUGGUCUCGGCUUCAAAGGCUAGAUCUACAAGCAAGUGGACUGAAAGGACCUAUUCCUGACGCAGUGGCCCGCCUAGAAAAUCUUACUAACCUGAUUAUUAGUGAUAUGACCGGGAUAAACUCCUUUCCUAAUAUAUCUAGCAAAGUCAUCAAAAACCUGAUAUUGAGGAAUGUGAGUAUGUCUGGUCCAAUUCCUUCUUACAUCUGGAGUAAGACGGACUUACGAACUCUUGAUUUAUCAUUUAACAAGUUGACUGGUGAUGUAAAUGGAGUAAGGGCACCAUACUAUACCUAUUUGACUGGAAAUAGGCUCUCUGGAGACAUUGUAUUUGAUGGUUUUCUCAAUAGCAAAUCUAAUAUUGAUCUCUCGUACAACAAUUUCUCAUGGUCGUCUGGCUGCCAGGAAAAGAUUAACAUUAAUACAUACCGGAGUUCAUAUUUGAAGAACAACUUAACUGGGCUUCUUCCAUGUGCUGGUCCUAUCAACUGCACAAGCUAUCGGCGGUUUCUACAUAUAAAUUGUGGUGGAGACAGCAUAGUUACUACAAACUCUUCAUAUAAAAUCACAUAUGAAGCUGAUAAUAACAUUACCAAAGCCGCAACAAAUCAGCACAUCAAAAAUUGGGGAAUCAGUAAUACUGGUGACUUUAUGGAUGAUGAUAUUAAUGAUGACGCAUACACCAUUUCAACUACUAGUAUGACACCACUUGGAGAUUCUCAUGGUCUUUAUAAGACCGCACGUCGAUCUGCUCUCUCUCUUGCUUAUUAUGCAUUUUGCUUGGAAAAUGGAGACUACAAUGUGAGCCUCCAUUUUAUGGAGAUUCAGUUUUCAGAACCACACGGUCGUCUGGGCAGACGCAUAUUUGAUGUCUAUGUUCAGGGUAAACUGUUCUUGAGUGAUUUUAACAUCAAAGAGGAGGCUAAAGGGAAUCUGAAGCCUGUUAUCAAAGAACUGAAAGCUGUUGAUGUGACCGAUCAUAUGUUAGAGAUCCGGUUGUAUUGGGCUGGGAAAGGGACAACAAUGAUACCCAAAAGAGGAAACUAUGGUCCUCUUAUCUCUGCAAUCUCCUUGUGUCACAGCCAGGAGCCACGAUGUGGAGCGGAGAAAAUCAAACAUCACAUUAGAUAUCCCCUGAUUGUGGGGGGAACGGGUGCCUUGGUAACAAUUAUUCUCUUGGCUUUGGGAAUAUAUGGUCGGAGAAGAUGCAGAGCAGACAACAACACAAGAGAACGUGAUCUGAGAGCACAGGGUUUGCAAACUCUUUGCUUUACAUGGAGGCAACUUCAAGCUGCAACAAACGAUUUUGAUCAAGCCAACAAACUUGGAGAAGGAGGUUUCGGAUCCGUAUUCAAAGGAGAGCUGUCAGAUGGAACAAUCAUAGCAGUGAAGCAGCUUUCUUCCAAGUCAUGCCAAGGAAAUCGAGAAUUUGUGAAUGAAAUAGGAAUGAUCUCAGGUUUGAAUCAUCCAAACCUUGUCAAGCUUUAUGGAUGCUGUGUCGAGAAGGAACAAUUGCUGCUCGUGUAUGAGUACAUGGAAAACAACUCACUUGCUCUUGCUUUAUCCGGAAAGAGCACAACAAAGUUAGAAUGGGCAAUGAGACAAAAAAUCUGUGUAGGAAUCGCAAGAGGGCUUGCAUUCCUCCACGAAGGAUCUAUAGUCAGGAUGGUUCAUCGUGACAUUAAAACAACAAAUGUGCUUCUAGAUGCUGACCUAAACGCAAAGAUAUCUGACUUUGGAUUGGCUAGGCUCCACGAAGAAGAACACACUCACAUUAGCACCAAGAUUGCAGGAACCAUCGGAUACAUGGCUCCAGAGUAUGCAUUAUGGGGUCAACUAACAGAGAAAGCAGACGUGUAUAGCUUCGGGGUUGUGGCCAUCGAAAUUGUUAGUGGCAAGAGUAAUACUAAACACAAGGGAAGUGCUGAUCACGUCUCUCUUAUCAAUUGGGCAUUGAUGCUGCAACAGACAGGGGACAUAAUGGAUAUUGUAGAUCCAGUGCUUGAAGGUGAUUUCAACAGCAAAGAAGCAGUGAGGAUGAUCAAAGUUGCUCUCGUUUGCACACAUUCAUCUCCUUCUUUAAGGCCUACAAUGUCUGAGGCUGUACAAAUGCUCGAAGGAGAGAUUGAAGUAACACAAGUUAUGUCAGAUCCUGGUUUAUAUGGACAUAACUGGAGCAUCUCGAAGCUGAGGGACGCUGAUACACAUGCUAGCUCGAGCACAUCUGGUGUGACCGAUCAAACAGCAUCGACAAUGAAGUCCUCUGUUUCCGGUAGUGAUCUCUACCCAUUGUACCCCGAAUCUGUGAUUCUGAACUCCACAGUGGAGUUGCCUUCCUCGUCGAUGUGAUAUCAAAAGAUGUGCACGAGUCCUUAAGAGGAAGCAAUGGUCUGUGAAGUAAUCUUAUAGCUACCUAGUCAUAUCAUUAAAGUUGUCUGAAAUCUUAUUACUAGGUUAAUUUACAUAUAUCUAAAAACACAUCUCUAGUGCUUUUUGAAUCAAACUCUCUUUCCUAUAACUUUCCUAAAAUCAUUUACAUAUUCUAA